Molecule: messenger RNA, 1285 nt
Organism: Arabidopsis lyrata subsp. lyrata
Lineage: Eukaryota; Viridiplantae; Streptophyta; Magnoliopsida; Brassicales; Brassicaceae
Product: UPF0725 protein At1g23970
Exons: 5
Coding region: 36-1118 (360 amino acids)
Source: RefSeq, a predicted model, not a curated record
UCCCAAAGCAUCACCACGACGAAGACGAGAACAAUAUGACGACGGAGGAGGAGUCUCUUUCGCCGGGGGAGGAGGGUUACAGUGUACAGAGAGACUUUUGGCGUCAAGCGGCGAAAUCCGAUGGUUUCGAUUUAGAGAACGUUAAACGACCACCAGGUAUGAAUGGAGUGGUCAUUGGACUGAUUCCCUAUUACUGUCAACUUUAUAACCGUUAUCCAUAUCGUAUCUUGGUCGACCUUUUUGCUAAGGUUGGGCUUCAUCGUUACAAUUUGUUCAAGGGAACAAGCUUCGAGGUCGCUGCCCUAAUAAAAUUCAACAUGUUACAGAACUAUAUGUCCUCUUUCUACAUGACUCUGCUUGCACAUGAUCCCGAUCCAGCUGCUAGCUCAUUGGAGAAAACCUUUCAGGUUCGAGUUGAUGAACAAGAUUAUGGCACUUUGCAUAUAACGUGCUCCAUUGCUAGGAUUAAAGCCGAAGGUAACUUGCUUGUGGUGCAUUAUUUUCCUUAUAUUUUUUUUAAUAAAAUUUCACUUAGCUUGCUGAUUAAUAAUGAAUGUUGCAUAGUGUCCACCGAAACGCCCUUCAUACCUCACUUUCAAGGUGGCGCACGGGCGUAUGGUAUCUUCAAAGGUGAAUUGCCUGAUUGGCCCUCAGAUGAUGCUUUCAAUGACGGAAAACGAUUUUACCUGGUAAAGGAAUCAGAGUGGCAAUCCACUGAUUGGAUUUCUAUGUAUUUGGAACUUGUAAUUACUACAACUGAUAGGUCGAUCACUGAAACGCGUCAGAAGACCGAAGUUCUGUCCCAGUUGGAGAUUGUGAAAGUGGCGAUAGAAACUGCUAAUGAAGAUGUGGAGCCGCCGAAUGAGAGACUCAAGGCCAAAAGUGCACAUGUCUACAUAACGUUUAAGGGCUUGGCAGAGCCUCGAGCCCCUCGGCGGGUUUUUGAGAAUGGUGAGCAUGUUGAACGCCAAGCUAUAGUUAGAAGAGUCAUGGAUCACACAGGAUACUUGACUCUCAAGGGUAAGCUUUGUGGUGGUGAAUAUAUCAAAAAGCGUUCUCUGGCUCUCAAGAGUGGAGAAGAGUCCCAGGAUUGUAAAAAGCAAGCUCGUGUCGGCUAGGCGUUUGUAUACAUGGGCGUCUGCGUAAUGUUAAGACCCAUUUUGAAAAUGUGGAUCAGAUAAUAAACUAAGCUAUUUUGUGCGUUUGGAUUCUUUGAUUUUUGGUUUCUUUUAAGUGUGUUACGCUUUUUUUCUUUUUAAUACAAUAAUAAGUUAACUUAUCUGCA